UUUAGGGGCACACGUGUCUCCCGCCUCUUACUAGAUCCGCACAUGAGUGGCGACCAACAUGUUCUGAACGAAAUUUUCCAACAGGCCCCUGACCAUUUUUUUCCACAGGCUAUGAUCACUUUGUACUUGUAAAACUUUCAAAGAAGAGGUUGUGAGUAACAAACUAUCAACCUCUUCCCCCACCAAAUACCAAGAAUAAAUUUUCCAUGAAGAGGCUAUGGAUGCUAAAAAAACUUCUUUCUUUGCGCCAAUAUUAUUUUACUUGUGUAUCUUCAUCAACCUUAAUUUCUCUUUUCGAGCCGAUAGCAUCUCAACUUAUCACUCUCUCUCAGGUGAUGAAACCAUUGUCUCUUCAGGCGGGAAUUUUGAACUUGGUUUCUUCAAGCCAGGCAACUUUUCCAAGUACUACAUCGGCAUAUGGUUCAAAAAGGUUUCUGCUCAAACUGUAAUAUGGGUAGCCAACAGAGAGAGGCCCAUCACUGAUAAGUAUUCUUCAGAGCUGCAAGUUGUAGAUGGUAACUUGGUGCUUUUUGAUGAGAGGCAUACUGAAAUUUGGUCCACAAACACAAAAUUGAAGUCCUCCAGGGCAGUAGCAAUACUUCUUGAUGAAGGAAAUUUAGUUUUGAGAAAUGGAUCAUCAAAUACAACAGUUUGGCAAAGUCGGGAUUACCCAUCAGAUACAUGGUUGCCAGGAGGUUACCUUGGUUACGAUAAACGUGCAAACAGGACACAGAUUCUUACUUCAUGGAAAAACUCAGAAGAUCCUUCUCCUGGAUUGUACACUUUUGAACUUGACCCGGUUGGAAAUCAAUAUCUGCUCAAGUGGAACAGGUCCCGUCAAAUAUGGACUAGUGGAGCUUGGAAUGGACAGGCAUUUACUAAUGUACCCGAGAUGGCCAGUGGAGCUAUUUUUACCUUUACCUAUAUAUCAAAUACUAAUGGUUCUUAUUUAACAUAUUUUCUUGAAAAUACUUCCUCAAUCAUUACACAGUGGAGAUUUAUUGUCGAUUAUAGUGGGCAAAUUAAGGAGAUGGGAUGGUUGGCUACUCAGCAAAAGUGGUCCUUAUUUUGGUCCAAGCCAAAUACACAGUGCCAAGUUCAUGCUUUUUGUGGAGCCUAUGGUGUUUGCAAUGAUCUAACCUCUCCUUUCUGUAACUGCUUGCCUGGUUACGAAAGUAGGAUUGAGAAAAGCUGGACUUUGGGAGAUUAUUCUGGUGGUUGCAAGAGAUUUGUGGAAUUGGAGUAUGGUAAUGCAAACACUACUAGCAAGAAAACAGAUAUCUUUCAAUUUUUUUCACACAUGAAAUGGCCUGAUAAUCCUCAAGCUUUCUCAGCUGUGAAUGCAGCACGCUGCAAAUCCGAAUGCUUGAGCAAUAUUUCUUGCACAGCUUAUGCUUAUUAUGAGAACACCUGUUUCACUUGGCAUGGGGACCUCUAUAAUAUGCAACAGCUACCAGAAAAUGACAACAAUGGCAGGGUCAUCUACAUUAGAAUCCCUUCAUCUGACUCUUCAAAAAAUAUUAAGGGGAUUAUUUUUGGUGUUGUUGGAGGGUCAAUUGCAAUUCUAUCCAUCUUUUCCGGCCUUCUUUUACUUGCAUUCAGACGACAUAAAUCAGGAAGAGCUAAUAAGAUUGAAAGAGCUGCAGAUGGUAGAAUCGUGGCAUUUGGCUACAAGGAUUUGAAAAAUGCAACCAAGAAUUUCUCUGAAAUGUUGGGGAAAGGAGGCUUUGGAUCAGUUUACAAGGGUACAUUACCCGAUUCAACAGUCAUAGCAGUGAAGAAGCUGGAAGGCGUCAGCCAAGGGGAGAAACAAUUCCGCAAUGAAAUCAGCACAAUUGGUAACAUUCAACAUAUAAACCUUGUGCAUCUUUGUGGUUUCUGUUCUCAAGGUAACAAGAAGUUGUUAGUGUACGAGUAUGCAUCCAAUGGAUCAUUAGAUUCUCAUCUUUUCAACCCAAAAAAGGAUGAGGGUAUAUUACCGUGGACAACAAGGUAUGAAAUUGCAUUAGGGACAGCCAGAGGACUGGUAUAUCUGCACGAGAAAUGCAGGGACUGUAUCAUACAUUGUGAUAUAAAACCUGAAAACAUUCUUCUGGAUUCUUUCAUGUGUCCCAAAGUUGCAGACUUUGGGCUAGCAAAGUUGGUGGGGCGUAAUUUUAGUAGGGUUUUGACCACAAUGAGAGGAACUCGAGGCUACCUUGCUCCUGAAUGGAUAUCUGGCGGAGCCAUAACAGCAAAAGCAGAUGUGUAUAGCUUCGGAAUGAUGUUGUUUGAGUUUGUGUCAGGUAGGCGAAAUUCUGAGCAAACUAGAGAUGGAAAGGUAAAUUUCUUUCCGGCAAUUGCUGCAAAUGUGAUAAUGAAUGAGGGAGACAUCCUUACUAUAUUAGACCCCAAUUUAAACCUGGUUGCUGAUAUUGAAGAAGUAAGCAAUAUCUGUAGACUAGCUUGUUGGUGCAUCCAAGAGGAUGAACAUGUGAGGCCAACAAUGAGCAAGAUAGUUCAAGUUCUUGAAGGGGUUUUGGACGUGGCCAAGCCUCCUGAUCCUCGAGGACUUCAAGUCUUUAUCGACAAUGAAGAUGAUGUUGUUUUCCUCGUGGAUAAGGCAUCCUCCUCGAAUUUGCAUAUACAGAGCGAUCCUGCAUGGGCUUCAUCAUUCGUUAAAGAGCAGGAGACCAACAAAAAGACCCAGGGUUCAAAGAUACAAGAAUGGGAAUCUGAUUGAGCUUCGCUUGGGUUCCGUUUUCAUAUUAGAAAGUUUGGGAAAUGAAACUAUAGACAAAAUAUAUAUAGAUAUUAUGUAAAAUAGUCUCACAUUUCCAUUAUAUAUUUCUAUAAAUAUAAUAAAAUCCAAAUCUCCAAAAGUUGGUAAUAUUUGUC
This is a messenger RNA of Daucus carota subsp. sativus, 2877 nucleotides long. RefSeq names its product G-type lectin S-receptor-like serine/threonine-protein kinase At2g19130. The transcript has a single exon. Gene Ontology annotation, biological process: protein phosphorylation; recognition of pollen. The record is from RefSeq and is a predicted model, not a curated record. The coding region runs from base 218 to 2722 and encodes 834 amino acids. Gene Ontology annotation, molecular function: protein serine/threonine kinase activity; ATP binding. Lineage: Eukaryota; Viridiplantae; Streptophyta; Magnoliopsida; Apiales; Apiaceae.